Clunio marinus is the source of this 198-nucleotide messenger RNA. The record is from the annotation of a GenBank genome assembly. Lineage: Eukaryota; Metazoa; Arthropoda; Insecta; Diptera; Chironomidae.
AUGGCAAGCGUCACCAGACGGGACUUUUAUGCUUCUCACUCUCAUCACAUUCCAACAAUUGCUUUUCGAUUUCAGACGACAAAAGAAUUCGAAGAAUUUUAUGGAAGCCAAUUUUCAAUUUCUUUAUUUAUACAUGAAAAGCUUUUGAUUCGUGACUAUCAUGCCAUGACAUUGUUUCUCAUGCUGUUGACGACUUAA